GGAGAAUAAGGCGAACUGGAAAUGGUUCUUGUGUUGGCUACAACAAGAGCUAGAUCUUGGAGAUGAUUCAACAUUAACUAUAAUAUCGACAUGCAAAAGGGAUUAAUUGGUGCUGUGAGUCUUGUUAUCCCAGAUGUAGAGCAUAGAUUCUGUGCUAGGCAUGUAUACGCCAACUGGUCAAAAAAAUGGAGAGGUGAAGAGUUUAAGAAGAAAUUUUGGGCAUGUGCUUGGAGUAGUUUUGAAGAAGAGUUUGAGGAGAAUCUACAGAAGUUGGGUGAAUUAAGCAAACAAGCAGCUCAAGAUUUACGCAAAUAUUCUGAGCAAACAUUUGUUCGUGCAUUUUUAGCAGCAGAAGUAAGUGAUGGAUUGUGGAUAAUAACAUAACUGAAUCUUUUAUUGCAUGGAUCGUUGAGUGUAGAAGGAAAUCUAUAGUUAGCAUGCUUGAAGAUAUCAGGUUGAAAUGUAUGAAUAGGAUAAAAGUUUUCAAGGUUAGUUUUGAGAAAUGGGUAAAUGAUUGGUCCCCAUCAUCUAUGGAGUUUUUUUUAGAUAAUAAAGAUGCAGCAACUGGUUGUAAAGUCAUUUACAAUGGUGAUGUAGGAUUUGAGAUAGGUGAAGGGAGAAAUAAGCAUACGGUGUUUAUAGACAAAGAGGUGUGCACCUGUAGAACAUGGGAUCUAACUGGAAUUCCACGUUCCCAUGUUAUAUGCGCAUUGCAUUAUAAUAAAGAGAACCCCAAUUCACACAUAUCAAUGUGGUAUCAUAAAUCAUUGUACAAAGCAGCCUAUGAACAUUCAUUACAGCCUGUGCCUGGUAAGAUGUUUAUGAGAAUACAUGAUUUUGAGCCUAUAGAACCCCCCUAUGACUACAAGCAUAGGCAGACCAAAUGAUAAGCGUCGUAGGGCUUCAAAUGAACCAAAUGGUUCAAAAAGUGGAACAAAAGCACCUACUUAGCAUGAAGG
Messenger RNA from Cuscuta epithymum, 959 nucleotides. Lineage: Eukaryota; Viridiplantae; Streptophyta; Magnoliopsida; Solanales; Convolvulaceae. The record is from the annotation of a GenBank genome assembly.